UUCUGAGUCAAAAAGUCAAAUUGUUGUAGUAGGAAAAUCGCCCCUUUCAAAGCAUUUGCAUCACUUGUUCUGAGCCAAACACUUCAAUUACUUUGUCUUCUUCCUUUUCUUAUAGCCUAUAAUAUGAUCUAGACACCCACAAGCAACUAUCCUACUGGUAUAUCAAUUGAAGAUCAAAUCUCUCCCUCACAAAAGCCAAACAUGCAAAACAAUGAAGUGGGUUUCGAUUCAACGAAGAUGAAGAGGAAAAACUCAGAAGAUGAGGUAGAGGUAGAGGAAGAAGAGGAAAAAAGAGAAAACCAGCAGUGGUCUGUGGAGCGUGUAUUCGAGGACCAAGAAGUGCCAUUAUGGAGGAACCAACUAACUAUAAGAGCCUUCGUUGUGAGCUUUGUGUUGAGCAUAUUAUUUAGCUUCAUAGUAAUGAAGCUUAAUCUCACAACUGGGAUCAUACCUUCACUCAAUGUAUCUGCUGGUCUUUUGGGCUUCUUUUUCCUCAAGAUUUGGACUACUUUUCUCGGAAAAUUUGGUCCUUUGAGCCAACCCUUCACCAGGCAAGAGAAUACCGUCAUCCAGACCUGUGUUGUCGCCUCCUCUGGCAUCGCCUUUAGCGGUGGCUUUGGGAGUUACCUCUUUGGAAUGAGUGAAACUAUUGCCAAACAAUCAGCAGAAGACAGCGAUUAUCACAAAAAUCCAUCAUUAUCUUGGAUGAUCGGCUUUCUGUUUGUAGUUAGCUUCCUGGGCCUCUUCUCAGUGGUGCCUCUUAGAAAGGUCAUGAUCAUAGACUUCAAAUUGACAUAUCCAAGUGGCACUGCAACUGCUCAUCUCAUCAACAGCUUCCACACCCCUGCAGGAGCCAAACUAGCAAAGAAACAAGUGAAAACAUUGGGGAAAUUCUUCUCUUUCAGCUUCUUGUGGGGCUUCUUUCAAUGGUUCUAUACUGCAGGAGAUGAUUGUGGAUUUGCUUACUUUCCUACAUUUGGUCUGAAAGCUUAUCAAAACAAGUUUUACUUUGAUUUCUCAGCAACGUAUGUUGGAGUUGGAAUGAUUUGCCCACAUAUUGUAAACAUAUCAGUUUUGCUUGGGGGAAUUCUUUCCUGGGGUCUGAUGUGGCCUUUAAUAGAUACUAGAAAGGGUCACUGGUAUUCUGCUGCCCUUGAGUCAACCAACAUACAUGGUCUUCAAGGUUACAAGGUGUUUAUUGCCAUUGCCAUUAUCUUGGGUGAUGGUCUGUACAACUUCUUUAAGGUGCUAAGCCGAACUCUUGCUGCUUUGUUUUUCCAACUCCGAAGUCGAGGUGCAAGCAGUGGUCUCCCUGUUGUUGACCAUCCUUCUCCUAAGAGCCUUAAGCUCUCUUACGAUGAUGAACGCCGCACACGACUCUUUAUCAAAGAUCAAAUUCCAACAUGGUUUGCUAUUGCAGGAUAUGUUACAAUUGCUGCCAUCUCUACAGCCACUCUUCCACACAUCUUUCACCAACUCAAAUGGUACUACAUACUGGUCAUCUACAUCUUUGCACCAACCUUAGCAUUCUGUAAUGCUUAUGGAUGUGGACUCACUGACUGGUCUCUAGCAUCUACCUAUGGGAAGCUAGCUAUUUUCACAAUUGGGGCAUGGGCUGGUGCUUCACAUGGCGGAGUUCUUGCUGGACUUGCAGCUUGUGGAGUGAUGAUGAACAUUGUCUCCACUGCCUCUGAUCUCACUCAGGAUUUUAAGACAGGUUACUUAACCCUAUCUUCACCACGGUCAAUGUUUGUGAGCCAAGUAAUUGGAACUGCAAUGGGUUGCAUUAUUUCUCCUUGUGUCUUUUGGCUCUUUUACAAGGCCUUCGAUGAUCUUGGGCAUCCUGGAAGUGAAUACCCUUCUCCUAAUGCUGUUAUUUACAGAAACAUGGCUAUAUUGGGGGUUCAAGGCUUUUCAGCUCUGCCAAAGAAUUGUCUGUUACUUUGUUAUGUGUUCUUUGGUUUAGCCAUUGCGAUAAACUUGAUCAAAGACUCAUCGGGUAAGAAAUGGUCAAGAUUCAUUCCCCUUCCAAUGGCAAUGGCUAUACCUUUCUAUCUGGGACCAUACUUUGCCAUUGACAUGGCUAUGGGAAGCUUGAUUCUAUUUGUGUGGCAGAAAAUUGAUAGAAGGAAGGCAGACAAUUUCGGCCCUGCAGUGGCUUCGGGUUUGAUUUGUGGGGAUGGAAUAUGGACUCUACCCAGUUCAAUACUCGCUCUAGCAGGGAUUAAACCCCCGAUUUGCAUGAAGUUUUUGUCAAGGGGAUCAAAUAGCCGUGUUGAUAAGUUUUUAGAGUCAUUAGGCUGAUUUUGAGCUUGAAGGUAUGGUUUUAGUGCUUCCUAUAAUUUGGGUAAUGAAUCGUGUAUGGAUCUGAAGUUUGAUCAUUAUGUGUGUAAUAGGGAGUGGCCUUUUCUUUAUAGACAUUUCUAAAAAGGGAUCAUGAAUGGUAAAUGUGUAUGAAGCCUUGCAUA
Messenger RNA from Hevea brasiliensis (rubber tree), 2468 nucleotides. Its product is annotated as probable metal-nicotianamine transporter YSL5. NCBI's taxonomy places the organism in Eukaryota, Viridiplantae, Streptophyta, Magnoliopsida, Malpighiales, Euphorbiaceae. The transcript has 6 exons. Gene Ontology annotation, cellular component: membrane. Gene Ontology annotation, molecular function: oligopeptide transmembrane transporter activity. The record is from RefSeq and is a predicted model, not a curated record. The coding region runs from base 202 to 2304 and encodes 700 amino acids.